This is a messenger RNA of Mesorhabditis spiculigera, 303 nucleotides long. The record is from the annotation of a GenBank genome assembly. Lineage: Eukaryota; Metazoa; Nematoda; Chromadorea; Rhabditida; Rhabditidae.
AUGAGGCUCAAGAAGGAGAUCGGUCCAGACCGACAGAAGGCGUUCGAAUGGCUGUCACUUCACCGUGGCGGUGACCGGGAGCACGGCCCUGAAUUUGCUGCGAAUCUUCGGCGAGCCGUCGGUGAUAUCAUCAUUGCCAAGGAGCUGCUCCCGAAGGUGGCCCGGGAGUUGGUGGAGCACUCGGUGUUCAGCGGAGAAGACGCACGCAUCUUCCUCGAACAGCUCAAUCAAUACAAGGAGGUGUCGAUCAAUCUGAUGGCCCAAACCCUUCGCCACACCCGCAAGCAGCAGCGCGCCAACCAU